Diaporthe citri is the source of this 978-nucleotide messenger RNA. RefSeq lists its product as uncharacterized. Gene Ontology annotation, biological process: regulation of transcription by RNA polymerase II. Gene Ontology annotation, cellular component: mediator complex; core mediator complex. Lineage: Eukaryota; Fungi; Ascomycota; Sordariomycetes; Diaporthales; Diaporthaceae. The coding region runs from base 1 to 978 and encodes 325 amino acids. The transcript has 3 exons. The record is from RefSeq and is a predicted model, not a curated record. Gene Ontology annotation, molecular function: transcription coregulator activity.
AUGGACAAAAUCGUCGAUGUUCGCUUCGAACGGGUCGAGAAAGCUCUAGCGACGCUGGUCGAGUCGAUCACAAAAUACAAUCCCCAGGCAUCACAGGCUGUCGAACUUGCAAAUGCCGACAAUGAGUUGGGCCACGGGCUGAAACAACUGGAAACCCACCAAAAUAACUACCGCCGCCUAGAAUCCCUCAAAGCAUCCUCCUCAGCCCUCGACGCCCAGAUCCGCGACACGAUACGUACCCUGUGGAACACUCGCAAGGACAUCACCAGCACGAGCACGACCGCCGCGCCAGACGGGCCGCAGUACGAUGUCAACUACGAGGAGCUGCUCAGCUACGCGCGCAGGAUCAGCAAGAUGACGCUGCCCCCAGCGAGCGUACUCUCCCGCCUCGAAGCAGCCAACGCCGACAGCGGGGCGUCGACCGGUGAGGCGGUUAACACCCCGAACACCACGGCAGCCCCGACGCCCGUGCCAGGCGGCUCGACCCCGAACCCCAACGCCGCGUCCAACGGCGCCCCGACGCCCGCCGCCCAGUCGCAGUCCCAGGGCCAGCAGGGCACCCAGACGACGGCCAACUCGGGCGCGACGGCGCUGCCCGAGGAGUGGACGCAGUUCCUCGACCCGCUCACGGGGCACGUCUUCCUCCCGUGGGCGACAGAAGACAAGAUCCGCGUCGGCGCGCUCGCGUCGAUCCAGAACCUCGCCCGGAGGCAGAGGGAGGAGCAGGAGCGGAGGGAGCAGGAAGAGAGGGAAGCGCUAGAGCGGGAGGAGAACCUGAAGAAGAUGAGGGAAGAGCAGGCGCGCAUCGCGCGAGAGAGGCAGCGGGAAAGGGAGCGCCAGCAGCAGGAGGAGGCGCUGCGGAGGGGGAGCACGGGUGGUGGUGGACCGUCGCCCGGCGGCGCGGGUGCUUCGACCGAGCCCCAGAAGAAGCAGUUCCAGUUCAUGGGUGGUGAUCUGGAUGACGAUGACGACGACUGA